UUUCUAAAACGAGGAUUCAACGAAAGGUUUCGCAACUGGCACGGCGCUGGCUCCGACGGCUUCCUGCGCGAGUCCGGCCUUCGCUGCAGGCAGCGGAUGGAUGUGCGCGCAGUGGGGCAUUAUGGCCCUGCUCGCUGCCUUUGCCGCCGCGCUCGCCCUCGCUACAGCUGCGGACCCGACGCUGGCUCUCCAGACAGCAGGAUGCCCGCCUCCUACGCAAAACUGCACCGGGGAGCCUCUUUGCGGCUCAGAUGGGCGCACGUACGCCACGCGCUGCGACUUUGAACGUUCCCGAUGCGAGGGAAAUUUUGUGGAAAUACGCCACCCUGGCCCCUGCACCGAGCCAACGCAAGCCGCAGGUGCGGCACGGUGCCUGCUCCAGCGCAAACAGCAGAGCAAGCAGCAGCCAGGCUCGUUCGUCCCGGAGUGCGCACCGGACGGCGGGUUCCAGCUCGUCCAGUGCCACCAGCUGACCGGAUACUGUUGGUGCGUGGACACCCAGGGCAGGCCCCUGGCAGGAUCCUCGGUUCACCUGCAGAAACCCAACUGCACGACCCGGCGACAGGGGUCGUUUCAGCGCAGGGCCUCUCACCAGGCACAGGCCAAGACAGGUUGUUCAAGCGUUGAUCGCAGCCAGUUCAACCAGAACUUGGUGGGCAUAUUCCAGAAGGAGUUUGACAGGCUUCCCAAACCUCCUGCUGCCAAUGCCACAGGUCGUGUGGCGGCGGUGCUCAGGUGGAAGUUCUCUGAGCUGGACAUGGACAAUGAUGAAUUUCUGCAGCUGCACGAAGUUCGCGACCUGCGACGUCUGGCACGUCGCAUUGUGGAGCCGCAGGCAUGUGCCCGGGGCCUCGCUCGGUACUGUGACACCAAUCGGGAUCGGAUUCUGUCGCUCUCCGAGUGGCUGCACUGCCUUCAAGGGAGCCCCGUCCGUGUGGACAUGGUUUCCCUGCGCGUGUUCAUGUCGUUGAACUCAGAGGGGGGCAACUCGGAGGCGGCGGCCGUCCUGGCCGGGGCCCUGCGACCAGAGAACCAGCCCGCGGAGGACGAGGACAAGGACAGCCAGGAGACACAGGAGCCAGGUGGACCCUGGCCUGUAGGGGCCGGGGAGGACUGCGGUGUUGCGCGGCGACAAGCACAGGAGGCGCAGCGGGAUGCACCGCGGAUCUACGUGCCCGAGUGCCAACCAGAUGGCCGUACGUACGUGCCGGCGCAGUGCCACGGAGGUCUGUGCUGGUGUGUCAGCGUGCGUACUGGGCGACCACUACGCGGGACGACGUCCACAUCCCGGCCCGACUGUGCCACCUUACUCGGUGACACUUUUAAAGGUUGCCCCUUCAGGAAGAAGCAGCUGUUUUUGGCUGCGCUUCUGCACAGCUUCGAGAGGGAGCGGGAGCAAGCUGGUACCAGCCCUUCAGGGUCGAAGACCAUGGGGGAUGACGUGCUGCGAUGGAAGUUCUCCACACUCGACAUCAACCACAAUCAGGUGUUGGAGCGAAAAGAGUGGAAGCAGUUCCGGCGUGGCUGGGCGAGCUUCCUCAAGAACGGUGGCAGGAAAAAGUUACGCAAGUGCUGGCGCAACUUUCUUCGCUUCUGCGAUGAGAACGACGACAGCCGCAUUAGCCAGGACGAGUGGUUGAAGUGUGGCAAGCCAGUGGCAGAUUCUGCACGGCCCAGCAGUGGGACACGAAAAGGGCCCAAUCCUUUUUCAACCAUCCUCAUAAGUAGAUGAGGCUCAAGAAGGGAGAGGCGCUCUUAGAGUUUGCCCUUGGCUCAUGGCGUGGUUACCCAGCAGAGGCCGAACGGCCACGUACGCUGAACUGCGUGAUGUUUCUGCUCAUCAGUCCUUCGAUCAACAGCCCUCAUACUAGGCAGGGCAGCACAUUCAUUGGGAGUCAUUGUAGGGCAACCGGAAUCGAAAGUUUUCAGCAUUUGUUUUCUGUGCUUGUGUAGUGACAGAUGUGCGAUUGCUGAGCACGGAGCACUUUGUGGAAUUUGCAGAAGUGUUCUGGGGUUGGGGGCUCACAUAGUCACUACACUUCAAUUUCAUUCUUUAUGCUUUCAAUCGUCGGUUUGCAUGCUAUCCUGCACUGUAGUUAUUGUCCUGAUAAAGCAUUUGGCACAACAGGUGAUAAAGAAGGAAUGAAAACGAAGGAUGAAAAUCAUUUCAUAAUUUCACAAAAUUUUUUCUUCUUUUAAAGUUUUUUCCAGCUAAGUGGGUUCAAUUUUGCUUUCUUGAAGGCUGGUACCUGUGUGAUAUCACAUUCCCAGAGCCCAGAACAGCCUGUGUGCAAAGGUUACACAAUCCUUUUUAGUUGAUUCUAAAAAGCCAUCUGCCUUUUCUAAAAGCAGAUGUUUACAUUCAUACUUCCUGGUGCCAUUGAAGUUUUCCCAUCCGCACACUUGCUGCACGCUUGUUCAUGUUAUGCAGCUUUUUGUAGCGUUUGAGCCACAUUGUGAAGAAAUCCUGACACUGACGUCAUUAUUGAUUGCUUGUUGUAUGAAUACUCUUGCAAUAUGACUAAUAAUGAGUAGUCAUUGUUUUGAACAAAAGUACGCCAUCAAAGUUUUAGUACCUGCACACAUUAUCCAUUCGACAUCAUUAUCGUUUGUGCCAUUAUGUUAGCGAAAACAAGCCAACCAAUUCCAUUAUGCAAAUUCUUUGUUGCACUGACCGUCAACAUGUCAAUGCAGUUAUGAUGUUUCUCAUGUACUUACUCAGUGUUGGAGAGCAUGUCAUUUAUUGCUGCCGUUUCAGCACGAUCACUGUUUUGUUACUGCAUACAUGUUUAUUGCAGACCUUUUAACGUAUCCAUCUAUUGUCAUUGACCAAUGUCAAAGCUUGCAGUGGUUGCUGGAAAGAUUCUAUUGUAGUUUCCUUGUAUAAGGAAACUAGAAUAAAAGAUAUUGAAAUGUAUCGAUGGAAGCAAGUAUUUUAGGCACUCUUGCUUCUUGGAAUGCAUGAUUAGUGCAUUGUUUGACUAGACCAGUGUUUCUCAAACUGCGGGUUUAAGUCCUGGCUAAGAGAUUCAACAUGCCAUCAUGCCGCAUGUCGUGUCUGUUGAAAAUUGUUCUGCGACAAUAUCGCAUCGUAGAUGUUGAGCUAUACACUCUGAAUUUAUUGCGAAUGCUGCGAAUUCUGUGAUCUUGAGACGAAGACGAAUAGUGUGUCUGUCUGCAUUCUUAAACCUCGAAUGAGGGAGGCAUCCAAAUUUUUUCCUUUGUUGACAGAAAAUUUAAUUCUGUAAAAAGCUCAUUUUAGCUGCGAGUCAUAGGCAUAGGGAUUUUUUUCUUUUUUCUUUUUUAAGGUGGCUUUGAACUCAUUUGAUUUUUUAUUACUAAAAGUUGUCAAGGUAAAAUUCAAGCAGCGAUCCUGUUUGCUUACUUGUUUGUGGACUUAAACUAGAAAACUUAUGGAACUGCGAAAGCUUGGGGGGAACCAGUUUGUUGACGCAAUGCAGUGAAGGCAUUGUACUGUUGGUGGGUUCGUUGUAGGCAGCGUGCGAACAGAUGAGGACGACCAAGGAAGAGCACAGGAUAAGUGCUGACCUGCGCUUGCUGACCUCAGCACUUGUCCUGUGUUCUUCCUUAGCAAAGAAGUGAUGCUUGGCAUAGCUGACUAUUCACCCAACAUGUAUUACAAUCAAGAUGUUUUCUUUUAGGUUGCUCCACAGACUCAAAAUGUCUUGCUUUUAGCCUGUCUAGUGUUGUUCAGUGGCAAACAUCGUUUUCCUUUCAACCAACUUUGUCAUUUCUCAAAUCUGUUAUGCAAAUGUCGAGUGCUUGGAUAAGGGAAAACAGCACUAUUGCCUCCAGGUUUGAAAAUAACCAUCGUGGACAGAUGAAACCCUGAACAGGAAACUUCAGCUGACGUUGGCAGAAUCGGAAACUUGUUCUCGAUUUCAAGGACUGCGGAAUGCAAUUGACUUGAACGUUGAUGUACCCUAGCUACGACUUGCGUUAUAAUUGUAGCACCGCUAAAAUGAAUUUCAGAAUUUUAUAUGGUGUGCCAAUGAAACGGCCAUAUUUAUUCAUGCAAGACUCCCCUGCAUGUUAAACUCACACCCUGAAUUUAGAGCUCAGAAAUUCUGAAAAGCAAAGGGUACGGGGAUCGAUACCCAGCACCUCCACCAAUUCUAAAGCUGUUUAUUUGGCAGAGCUUGGAGCAGCGCAACGUCAACGAUCAGCGCAGUGACAGCUUUCCAAGCAUGAGAGCCGUUGCCGAUCAAGAGCGCUCGACCCACUAGCGUCUCUCUUCACUACAAAAGGAAUAUUUCGCCAUAGGUUAGUUGCACAAAUGCCUGCAUCAGAACAGAUUGUGUUUCAUGAUGGUGAUCACAAAAAUAAUAAGUCAGCAUUGGUUGUAGCAGUUGCCCCAUUGGUUUUGUAUAAAGACCACAUGGCUUGCAAUGCAAUGGGUGUUGUCAAGACUUCUGAUGUGUGUGUCUUGCAUGAGGGAAUGUGGUCUGCGUGUGUUUAAACUGUCCUGUCCACAGUUCAUUUGUCCACGAUGGUACAUUUUUUGCACCACACUGACAUUUUUUCAGAGGUCCCACGACUCGACUGUUUUAGAUACCCUCUUAGACCAAUGCACAUGUUGCGAGCUCAUCAGUGGAAGCACAUGUACUCAGCUUCGCCAACCCUUGUUUUGCUAUGGUUGGUUAUAGCAUUGUAGAAAUGAGCGCUAGCUGCCUCGGACUCAUGGUUCGCACGAUGUUAUAUAAUACUGUGAUUUCAUUCAUAAAGGAGCAGGUGGAAGCGAGACAUCAGACGUAAGGUCACCAUUAGCACUUUGUUCGGCCACUCUCUAAUGUGAUGUAUGGCUGAAAAGGUUGUAAUAAAAGUAUUCACUGAGA
This is a messenger RNA of Dermacentor silvarum, 4856 nucleotides long. RefSeq names its product SPARC-related modular calcium-binding protein 1-like (gene magu). Gene Ontology annotation, cellular component: basement membrane. The coding region runs from base 101 to 1732 and encodes 543 amino acids. Gene Ontology annotation, biological process: extracellular matrix organization. Gene Ontology annotation, molecular function: calcium ion binding; extracellular matrix binding; heparin binding. The transcript has 10 exons. Lineage: Eukaryota; Metazoa; Arthropoda; Arachnida; Ixodida; Ixodidae. The record is from RefSeq and is a predicted model, not a curated record.